GAGCAGCAGCAUAGGGACUGCCCGAGGUGCUCCCGGGCCCCUCAUUGGGCAGUGUGGGGUGUCCUUGAAGGGGCAUUUUGGGCAGAGCGUGGCUCUUUGGAAGGGCAGCAGCAGAAGACACUCCCAGGUUGAGCAGUGCCACGUUUCCCAAGCAGAACACCGAAACGAAGGACACCAAGGACCUCUUUGGGCUGCUCUGGAGACAGCGUGAGCAGCUGGUGCACCCGGUAUUCCUUGGGGGGUUGCACCCCUGCUGCUGGCCUCUUGUAGGCUGGAGACCCCUCCUCACUGCCCGCAGGCAGCGGGAUGAUGGGCUGGAUCAACCGGGUGGUUCCCCAGCCCCCGGUGCCCCCAGUGACGGAGGAGAGCCCGCGGGCCCCAGCACAGGAGCCAGAGCCAGUUAAGGCACCAGCAGGAAAAGCCAGUGGCCCCACGGAUGUUGCUGACCAGGCACGCACUGAGGAACUAGUAAAGAAAGUAGAAUUUGUGAUCCCUGAGGACACAGGUUCUAUGUUUGAGAGCAUGGGGAGCAGUGUGCGCUUCUGGCUCUCCUAUGGGAUAAGGAGGGUGAUUCCCCAGCCAGUUCCACCCCCAGGGACACUGCAGGUGCUCGGGAAGAGCUUUGAGACAAGCAUUGAUGUUCCUGAUGAGACAGAGGUCCAGGUCCUUCCGGAGGAGGACGACGGUCUUGACAUAAUCCCCUUCGAUCCAGAGGAGGAUGGCUUCGAGGAUGACUUGGAUGCCCCCAGAGAGGAGUGGGUAGGAAAGCGGGUGCUCAGCUGGCUGUCACAGGGCUUUGAGAGGAUUGUGCCGCAGCCGGAGGGGAUGAAAAAGCUGGAGACAGAGCAGAAGGAUCAGAAGUGUGAAGCCACAGUGGAAGGCACAAAAAGGACUGAAACGACGGCAAAGCCAAAACCCCACCUUUCAGCUGCCAUGAGCACCUCAGUGGCAGAGACACCAGCAACUGCCACGGAGCAGCCAGAGCCAGUGACCACCCUCACCACUCAGUCCGUGGCUCUGGAUGGCCUCAGGAUGUUCAUCUGGUUUGUCCAGAAGCUGGAGACGGUGCUGCCACAACCAGUGACCAGGGGGAAGCAGGACACACAGGGAGUGGCCUCAGCAACCUUGAGUCCCGUGGAACAAAUUCAUAUACCCCCUGGGGAACCCGAGGAGACCCACCUCAUCCUGGAAGAGAUCACUGAUGACCAGGUUAAUGAAGACACAUGUGAGAUGAUGGCCUGGAGUCACAAGGCUGAGCCAGAGGCAGAUGCUCGUUCCCUUCCCCCCAUACAGGAGGAACCUCAGGAAGAAGAAGAAAACAGACUGUGGUUGAGCUCCCCAAGCACUACCAAGGAGGAAAAGGAGGGGGAAAAGAAGGAGGAGGAAGAGAAGGAAAAAUGGGAGGAGGAAGAGAAGGAGCAGGAGGAAGAGAAGAAAAAAUGGGAGGAGGAAGAGAAAGAGCAGGAGGAAGAGAAGGAGGAGGAGGAGGAAGAGAAUAAGAAGGCAGAGGAGAAGAAGGUGGAGGAAGAGAAGAAGGAGGAGGAAGAGAAGAAGGAGGAGGAGGAGAAGAAGGUGGAGGAGGAAAAGAAGGAGGAGGAGGAGAAGAAGGUGGAGGAAGAGAAGGAGGAGGAGGAGAAGAAGAAGGAAGAGAAGAAGAAGGAGGAAGAGAAGAAGAAGGAGGAAAAGAAGAAGGAGGAGAAGAAGAAGAAGGAGAAGAAGAAGGAGAAGAAGAGAAAGAAAGAGGGGGAGAACAGGAAAGAGGAGAAGAGGAAAGAGGAAAAGAGGAAAGAGGAGGAGGAGGAGAGUGCAGAGUCCCUGCUCUCUUCUCUCCCAACUACCAAUGGUGUGGAUGAAUCCUACAUUGCCGAGGAGGCCCUCAAGUUUGAGCAGCAGGCAGUAGCUGAGAUAAGUAACCUCGAAGGUGCUCUUGUACAGGUGGAAGAGAAGACAGCUGAAGCUGCUGAAACCAAUGCUGAAGGUAAUUACCCCACCGUGGAGAUCAAGGAUGUGGACAGCCGAGGCGAUGCUGCAGAGGACGAUGGUACCCACUUGCCGGUGCCCGCUGCCAGCGCUCCCAACAGGCUGGCGGUGCCCGGCGCAGCAUCCCCCAGGAGGAGGCGACUGGUCCCAGAGGAUGGUCUGGACGAGGGACUGGUGAGCUGGGACGAGGAGCAGAGGGAAAGCCUGCCCGAGCGCAUCGGCUCGGCCACGAGCCUGAGCAGUGCCAUCAUCAACACCCGGCUCCAGGAACUGGUGAAGCUCUUCAAAGAGAGGACCGAGAAGGUGAAAGAGAAGCUGAUUGACCCCGAUGUCACCUCGGAUGACGAGAGCCCUGUGGCAUCGCCCGCUAAGUCAGCGCCUGCAGCAGCACCGGUGCCUCCCCCGGGAGGGGAGGUGGAGGGGGACAAACCAUCAGGGGAUGACCACUACUGUGAGAUGCUGUGCUGCACCUUCAAGUACCGGCCCUGGCUGGACCGCCUGAAAAGCCACCAGUUCCCCAGCAGCAUCGACCCACUCACCAAUCUGAUGUAUGUACUGUGGCUGUUCUUCGUUGUCAUGGCCUGGAACUGGAACUGCUGGUUGAUCCCCGUCCGCUGGGCUUUCCCCUACCAGACCCCAGCAAACAUCCACUGCUGGCUGCUGGUGGACUACCUGUGCGACCUCAUCUACCUGCUGGACAUCCUCGUUUUCCAGACCCGGCUGCAGUUUGUCCAGGGGGGAGACAUCAUCACUGAUAAAAAGGCCAUGAAAGAGAACUACCUGAGAUCACAACGUUUUAAGAUGGAUGUGCUGUGCCUCCUGCCCCUGGAUUUCUUCUACUUCAAAAUUGGUGUCAACCCACUCCUGCGCUUCCCUCGAUGUCUGAAGUACAUGGCCUUCUUCGAGUUCAACAACCGCCUGGAGGCCAUCCUGACCAAGGCAUACAUCUACAGAGUGAUUCGAACAACUGCCUACUUACUGUACAGCUUGCAUGUGAACUCCUGCCUCUACUACUGGGCCUCAGCCUAUGAAGGACUGGGCUCUACCACCUGGGUCUAUGACGGGGAAGGAAACAGCUACAUCCGCUGCUACUACUGGGCAGUCAAAACCCUCAUCACCAUCGGGGGCCUGCCAGACCCCAAGACACUGUUUGAGAUUGUCUUCCAGCUGCUGAACUACUUCACAGGCGUCUUUGCUUUCUCUGUCAUGAUAGGGCAGAUGAGAGACGUGGUUGGCGCCGCUACUGCAGGGCAAACUUACUACAGGAGCUGCAUGGACAGUACCAUUAAAUACAUGAACUUCUACAAAAUCCCCAGAACUGUUCAGAACCGGGUGAAAACGUGGUAUGAGUACACGUGGCACUCGCAAGGCAUGCUAGAUGAGUCAGAGCUGCUGGUGCAGCUGCCAGACAAGAUGAGGCUGGACAUCGCCAUCGAUGUGAACUACAACAUCGUGAGCAAAGUGGCCCUUUUCCAGGGUUGUGACAGACAGAUGAUCUUUGACAUGCUGAAGCGGCUCAGAUCAGUGGUCUACCUGCCUAAUGACUACGUGUGCAAGAAGGGAGAAAUAGGCCGUGAGAUGUACAUUAUCCAGGCGGGACAAGUGCAGGUGCUGGGGGGACCCGACGGCAAAUCCGUACUGGUGACUCUGAAAGCUGGAUCCGUGUUUGGAGAAAUAAGCUUGCUGGCGGCAGGAGGGGGAAAUCGCCGAACAGCAAACGUCAUAGCUCACGGCUUCGCGAACCUUUUCAUUCUGGAGAAGAAGGACUUGAACGAGAUUUUGGUGCACUAUCCGGAGUCUCAGAAGCUGCUGCGUAAGAAGGCCAAGAAAAUGCUGAAAAGCAACAACAAACCCAAAGAUGAGAAGGGAGGCCCUGGAGACGCGCUGAUCAUUCCCCCAAAAGCUGAGACCCCGAAGCUCUUCAAGGCUGCCCUGGCUGCCACGGGGAGGAUGGGGGGCAAAGGGCCGCUGGGGCGGCUCCGCUGGAGGCUGAGGGAGCUGAAGGAGAUGCAGGCGGCGCAGGGUUCCAGUUUCAGUCCAACCCCACCAAAGUCACCAGUGCACCAGAGAUCGCCUGUCACCUCCCACAAAGGGCAAACCCGCCCAGGAGAAAUAUCCUCAGAAUCUUCUGAUCAUUUAGUCACCGUUCGUGUGAUUCCCACGGCACAAGAAGAUGAGGAAAUCCUCGCUGCUGAGAUUUCAGAGAAAGAAGACAAAGAAAAAGGAGAGAAAUGAAACAGCAGCACGUCCUGGGGCAGGCGUAGGAGUCAGGCAAAUGCCUGGGGUAGCAGAUUUUUGUUAUUAAUGAUUUCCAUGCGGUGGCUGUAGGCUUUGCAAUGUGCUGCGGGUAGGAUCUGCCUCUCUUUUCUGUCCAGACCCUCAUUCCCUGCUGAUAAAACUCUCUACCAUUUGACCCAGAACCAUACAAGCCUUCCAUGCUCUGCAGAUCAAUAUUUAUUGAGCAUCUUUAUGAAUUUCCCACUAAAUCUCAGGCCAGCCCUCUUGCUUUGAAAUCCAGCUUUAUGGAGGGAGAGCUCUGGAAGAAAUUGCUUUUUAUGGCUCUGGAUGGUUAAUGAGUGUUCAGAUAAAGCGUGAAGAGUUAUUCACCUCUGACAGCUGAGUCACUGCUUGGCCAGAAACAAUCAGGGGGAAAAAAAUAACAAGGUUUCUCUGUUGGGCUCAAGGUUGACAGCGGCAGUGGAGAGUGAUUCAUCCGGAAAGGAUGCGGACUAUGCUCACAAGCGGAGCGUGGAGCAAAUCACACUGUCACAAGAAUGCCAAGGUCUGUCCCUGAGUGCACAGUCUGCAAGGUACUUGAGGGUCUCUGCGUGGUGCCAAGGCCACCUUGAGUUUGCCACUGGGAAGAGUUCCUGCCAGCAAUCCACCCUGGGAAGGUGGUGGGGCCUCCGUCACUGCAGGGUCUUGUGGAGAGAUUUGAUGAGCAUCUUUCAGGGAUGGAGAAGCACAAUCCUGGAUGUUCCUGGGGUUCCUUUCUAGCCCUGGGUUUCCAUGGGUGCACCAACCUGCCACUGCUGGGAGAGAUAAACAGAGGGCAGGAAGGGAGAAGCUGAGGUUCCCAGCUGGGAGGGGAAAGAGAAGUGCAGCAAGUGCUCUCCUCUCCCAGGCAGUGUUUCAGAGUCAGCUCAGAGUCUGUGCCACACAAGCAACUCUGCACAACCGUGCAGGUGCUCCCCUGCAGUCACUGCUGGACCUCAGUGACAUCCACUUUUCCAGCAGCUGAUUUCCAGCCCUUCAGUCACUUGACUGGCUCUUGGCCACAUUUCCCAUGCAGGAGCCACGCUGGUAUUGCUCAUUGCUGCGACAGGGCACUUGUGAAGACACUCUCCCAGUGCUGGGACUGGGCACUGGAAGGGAAGUGAACAUCUGAUUGGCAGCCAGCACACCCAGCUGAUGGCUCAAGGUGUCUGAUCUUCUCCCAGCACCACCAGGUCCUCUUCUUCCUCAGGCCCAGCACCAACCAGAGCAGCUGCUGGUGAGCUGAGAGGUGGUGAGAAGUGGGAUGGCACCAAACGAGGCACUGCAGAUCCUCCCCAAGGUUUUUGCUCACCACAUCCCCACAGCACCGCCGGCUCCAUUGAGAAGGAGACAGUUUCCAUCCUCUGGAGGAAAAGCUGGGGCAGGUUUUGCCGCAGGGAGCAGCCCCAUCUCCACAGCCAAGGGGCUUCUCAGGUGUUCAGCAAAUCCUGUGAGCAGUGCUGCAGGUUCCACAGGUCUGGCUGUGAGACAGCCAGGGCUGUUCAUGCAGGGUGUCAGCUCUGGCAUCACCCCCUGGGUGAUCCCUCUUCCCAUCAGCAGCCUGGGGCUGAUCUUCAUCGCCUUUGGGAUCCUCUUCUUUCAUUGCUUUUUCCCCCCUGUCUUGCAAAAUAGAUGGGUUUCUGUGGCAGAAAAAGCCAGAAUAGAUGUUAGCAUUAAUUAACAAUGGCUUGCUUUCUUUUAAACAAAUUUAACGAACUCCACUGUACUGCAGGAGGGUCUGAAGCCACCACUGCCCUUCACAUUGCAGGGGAGAGGCUGCAUUCACCCAAACCUCCCUGAAUAUUUCUCGUCCUCAGUCAUUUGCAAGUGGUUUCCUGCUGGGUGGAAGGUUUCCGUGCAGAGUGCAAAGUAUUUUCUUUUCACUCUAUAAACAUUUAUAUAAUCAAACCAGGAAAUGUGCAAAAGUCAAACUGGGGCUCUGAUUUGCUGCUAUGGUUUGAUACAGUUUAGAAAAAGCAUUUAAAUAAAUAGUGAGGUGUAAUGGCUUUCAUAAUUCACUGUAUCUACAAUAAACACCACGUAGAUUACCGUUC
This is a messenger RNA of Pipra filicauda (Wire-tailed manakin), 6290 nucleotides long. It is a transcript of the gene CNGB1, whose product is annotated as cyclic nucleotide gated channel subunit beta 1. The record is from RefSeq and is a predicted model, not a curated record. Lineage: Eukaryota; Metazoa; Chordata; Aves; Passeriformes; Pipridae. Gene Ontology annotation, molecular function: protein-containing complex binding; intracellularly cGMP-activated cation channel activity; intracellularly cAMP-activated cation channel activity. The coding region runs from base 307 to 4215 and encodes 1302 amino acids. Gene Ontology annotation, biological process: retina homeostasis; monoatomic cation transmembrane transport. Gene Ontology annotation, cellular component: intracellular cyclic nucleotide activated cation channel complex; photoreceptor outer segment; plasma membrane. The transcript is spliced from 32 exons.